CGCUUCGAACGAGCUCGAACACGUUUUCCCAUGCGUGCCUAAGCCCACGGGAAGAUGGCUGGAUCUGCAACACCGCAAGACGCCAUCCCUGCGCGGAAGUCAGGCCGAGUCGAGCUCCAGGCGCCGUCCCAUGCAUGGAUCUCUUGGAUCAUUCUACUGGCUUACCUCUUCGUUUUCGCCGAAGGGGUGGCCAUUUUUGCCGGCUACUACGGUCCUGAAAUCCUGCCCCGCGUGAGCGCCGCGCAGUUUCACCUUUGCAGCAUCUACGUUGUGGAGGUGGCCAUUGCCCUGGGCCCUGGCUGGUGUGCGAUGUCACCUGGCUGGACGUGCGGCGAGCUUAUUGCGCACCACGCGCCGUACACCUUCGCAGUCAUGCUGUGCUUUGCGCUGAAUCAACAACAUGUUUGGAUUCUGCCACUCUGCGUUGUCCUCCUCACGCCCCUGAAUGAGGGUCUCUUCAUCAUCAACAGCCUCGGAGCUCCAGGUUGGGUCUCGAAAGUUCGACGCGCCUAUGGGUUCCUGGUCAUUGUGCUGCUGAUCAUGUCCGAGAUCAAGACCUGGAUGGAAGUCAUGCACAAGCACUGGGUGGACAAUUCGCUGAUCAUGCUGAUGUUGGACCAAUGUGUCUUCCCUGCCAUCUACUACCACUUCAAUUUGAACAAGGUUCCACGACAGCAUCGGCUGUGAGGCGCAACACGGCGUGGCAAAGCCUUGCCAGCAGGCGGUGAAAACAGCCGACCAUUACAAAAGGAACCUGACGGGGUCCGGUUUGAACCGAGGUUCCAUGAGUGCGAUCUCUUCGGGCAGGAUGCACGUUUUGAAAAUGGGGGCCUAAAGCCAGGGACCG
This is a messenger RNA of Effrenium voratum, 847 nucleotides long. Lineage: Eukaryota; Dinophyceae; Suessiales; Symbiodiniaceae. The record is from the annotation of a GenBank genome assembly.